Molecule: messenger RNA, 4876 nt
Organism: Trifolium pratense (red clover)
Lineage: Eukaryota; Viridiplantae; Streptophyta; Magnoliopsida; Fabales; Fabaceae
Product: sister chromatid cohesion protein PDS5 homolog B-like
Exons: 30
Coding region: 215-4447 (1410 amino acids)
Biological process (GO): mitotic sister chromatid cohesion; DNA repair
Cellular component (GO): nucleus; chromatin
Source: RefSeq, a predicted model, not a curated record
AACCAAACAAUACGUAAGAUUCGUGUUUUGAAUUUCCUUGGCAUCGCGAUUAUUUAUCACGCGCCACAAGGGCGGGAUUCUCUUCCGCUAAAAAGAAACCAAAAACAACUCUCUCUCUCUCUCUCUCUCUCUCUCUCUCUCUCUCUCUCCCUCUCUCUCUCUCUCUCUCUCACCACACUCAAAUGCAAAUUGCGUGAACUCUUUCAUUUCCACCAUGGACAAAUCCUCUCUGCAACUCGUCUCCGAGAUCGGAACUCACCUCUCCCAACGAACUCGUCCAAACAAAGACUUCAUCGUCAAAUCUCUCCGAAAAGCUGCAAAUGCUUUGUCUAAUUUAGAACAGUCUCCUGAGCCGCAAACGGCCAAAGAAGUACAAGCUAUGAAGAAACGAGAAGAUGCUUUGAAGCCACUGACUGAUGCUGUGGUUUGUCGCAGUCUGCUUCAUCAUGAUGAUAAGGAUGUCAAGCUUCUGGUUGCUAUUUGCGUCACUGAAUUAUUUAGAGUCAAGGCUCCUAAACCCCCUUUUGAAGACAUGUAUUUAAGGGAUGUAUUUAAACUCGUCAUUGGUUUGUUUGCGGAUCUAGCUGAUACUGCAAAUCCAUUAUUUUCAAAAAGGGUUAAAGUAUUGGAAACUAUGGCUCAAUUAAAGUGUUGCAUAUUAAUGCUGGAGAUUGACUGCAUAGACCUUGUUCUCGAGAUGUUCAAUCUUUUCUUCUCAGUUGUGAGAGAUGAUCACAAUGACAGUUUGAUUAAUGCCAUGUCUUCUAUGAUGAGAGACAUAUUGAAUGAGAGUGAGGAUGCUUCUCAGAAACUAUUAGAAGUGAUUUUACGAAAUCUUAUAAAGCGAAAAAAAGAUACGACUUGUGCUUCUUAUAAACUUGCUAAAUCAGUAAUUGAAACUUGUGGUCAAGAGGAUGAGCUGAACUCCAUAGUUUGCAAGUUUUUAUUUUCUUGUAUAUAUGACAGGGACGCUGUGGGCUGUGGGCUUAAAGAAUAUUACCAUGAAAUUAUUUUUGAAGUUUUUCAGUGUGCUCCUCAUAUGCUUCUUGCGAUCAUCCCUAGCUUAAUUGAAGAGUUAUUGGCUGAUCAGGUUGAUGUUCGGUUAAAAGCUGUUAAUUUGGCAGGGAAACUUUUUGCACUACCUAACCACCAUGUUGCACAGAAGUUUCAUGAUCUUUUUGUUGAGUUUUUGAAAAGAUUUUAUGAUACAUCUGUGGAUGUAAGAAUUAGUGCUCUACAAUGUGCCAAAGCUUUCUAUGCGGCAAAUCCUUUUGGGAGAGAAUCACUUGAAAUCAUCACUUCUGUUGAAGGUCGAUUGUUAGACUUUGAUGACAGAGUGAGGAUGCAUGCGGUUACUGCUGCUUGUGACAUUUGCUGUUCAAACCCAAUGCUUGUUCCCGUGAAACUAUUGGCUGUAGUCACCGAGAGACUUCGGGAUAAAAAGAUAUCUGUUAGAAAGAGGGCCUUGCAGAAGUUGAUGGAAACAUAUCGAGAAUAUUGUAAGAAAUGUUGUGAUCAAAGCAUGUCAACUAGUGAUCACUUUGAAGAGAUUCCAUGUAAAAUUUUGAUGCUUUGCUAUGAUAAGGAGUGCAAGGAGUUCAGAUCACAGAGCAUAGAAUUGGUUCUUGGUGAUAAUCUAUUUCCCAGUGAACUUUCUGUUAAGGAAAGGACAAAUCACUGGAUACACAUGUUUUCUCUUUUCAGUUCUCUUCACGAAAAGGCACUGAAUACUAUUUUGAUUCAAAAGAGAAGGUUGCAGAAUGAGAUGAAAAACUAUUUGGCUAUACGGAAGAAAUUAAAGGCAAUUUGUGCUGAAGAAACACAGAAGAAAAUUGAAAGUGUGUUUACAAAAAUAGCUGCAUCUUUCUCAGAUUCUCACAAAGCAGAAGAGUGCCUUCACAAGUUAAACCAAAUCAAAGAUAAUAACUUGUUUAAAUCACUUGAAAAAUUAUUGGAGGAAUCAACUUUCACAAAUGGACAAACCAUCAAAGAUGAACUUCUUGUAAUGAUUGGAGACAAAAAUCCAAAUUAUGACUUUUUAUGUUCACUCUUCUCCAAAUGUUCAUCUAACAUUUUCAGUUCAGAGCACGUCCAGUGUAUUUUAAAAUAUCUUUCCAAAGAUAAAUGUGGAUUUAAGGAUUCUUCUGGAAAUCUUCUGCUGGCUAUUGUUAGAAUUUUCCCCUCAAUGCUGAAAGGCUUGGAGAAGCAGUUUGAAAUGUUGUUGGAGCAUACAAGUCCCGUAAAUGACAAGCUGAUUGAGGUUAUAGCAACUGCAGGUCCUAAAGUUUCUUUCAAUCUGAGUGGUAUUUAUCCAUUUCUAGAGAGAAUGUGCUUACAUGGAACUCGCAAACAAGCCAAAUUUGCGGUCUCUGCUAUCGUCUCCUCGAGUUCUGAACAUUCAGUUGUCUCAAAAUUAUUUGAGAGACUAAUUUAUUCUUUGAAUAACGAAUGGAAUGUCCCAACAAUUAUGCAAAAUCUGGGAUACACUGCACAGUGCUCUGUUUCAGCUUUUGAAAGUCAAGUAGAAGAGAUCACAUCAUAUAUAUCCCAGAAGAUUAGUCAAAUGGAGUCAUUGGGUGAUGAUGAUCUGACAUCCUUGUAUGGUACCUCUCAGUGCAGCAAAUCUUGUCAAUUGAAGUGGAAUGUCCCAACAAUUUUGCAAUCCCUUGGAUGCAUCGCGCAAUGGUCUGUUUCAGAUCUUGGAUCUCAAGUUGAAGAGAUCACAUCAUAUAUAUGCCAGAAGAUUAUUCAAAUGGAGUGUUUGGAUGAUGAUCUGACAUCCUUAAAUGGUACAUCUCAGUGCAGCAAAUCUUGUCAACUGAAGAUUUAUGGGCUGAAAACACUAGUAAAAUGCUUUUUGCCUGACCAACGGAACCAGACAAAGCGGAACAUUAACGGACUCUUGGAUAUUUUAUCAAGAAUGCUACGGGAAACUGAUGGUUUUGUUAAUAGUGAAAAGGAUAAGGCUCAGGUCAGAUUAGCUGCUGCAACAGCAAUUCUUCAUCUUGCUAAGAAGUGGGAUAUAACUCCAGAAAUUUUCCGCUUCACUAUUUUGAUUGCAAAGGAUUCUUCUUCUUUUGUUAGGAGCAAAUUUCUUAGUAAAACACAGAAAUUGCUGAAGGAGCGUAAAUUACCUAUCAGUUUUGCUUGUGCUUUUGCAUUGGCAAUGACCGAGAGCAUUGGCGAUCUGCGGCUUCAAAACGAUAAACAUAUGGCAGAAUUUAUUAAGGAUUACAGUAUAGCAGCUUGCAAACGACAAUCUUCUUCUGUUCGCGUCGAUUACCCUGCAUACGUUUUGGUGUACUUGAUUCAUGUGCUUGCUUGGAGUAAUGACUUUCCCGAAGCCUGUCAAAAUGAAGAAGUCUAUGCUGACCUUUGUAGCCCACUCUUCUUUUUCCUACAGGCAUUGGUUGAUAUUAGUAUUGUCAAUGGUGACCGGGAGCUUGUUAAUGACGCUGUCUUGUAUAUAUUUAGCAUUUUUCAAGCAAUCAGAAAAACUGAGGAUUCUGUUGAUUCACAUGCAACCAUUAAGCUGCACAAGCUGGCUGAAAUUGGCAUAUUUACUUUAAAGGCAUUAUGUCCCGGUGAAAUUUCUGUAUCACAAGUCCCGCGACAAAUUUUGCUGCCUAAGUCAUUGUAUAGAGCAAGUCUCACUAGGGAUGAUGCUAAUUUAAAAUGUCCAACGUGCUUUUUUGAUCAAAGUUUUCUAAGUAGAGUCUUUGACAUGCUUAAAAACUCUGGUGCCUCUCAGACAUAUGCUCAAAAGCCUGCGAAAACACUUCCUAAACCUGCUCGCAAGGGUCAACAGGACGUCCCAAGGUCCAAAAAUAAUACUUGCAGUAAGCUGGACUUGGCUUCGAGCAAACCAGACAGUUUUCCAAGGAGUUACAUAACAAAUUCUAAUACUGUGAAGCCAAAUAUAUCUUCAGAGAAAAGGAGAAAACAUGGGCUUCCGUCUGAUUCUGGAUCAAUUGGUUUGCAUGAAUGCUCUACAAUUGGGAAGCAACAAAAAUUACCAUCAAAACAAAUUGAAAAUACUUCCGAAAGAAACCGGCUUUCAUCUAGUGGUUCUGUCAGCUGUAAGGAUUCACUGGUCGAAUCACGUGUGCUGACCCGUAAAUCGAAAAGAGCUGCGAAAACACAUACUGUUCAACAUUUCAAAUGCCCUAGAACCAACCUCAAAGAUACAUGUGGCUCUAAGGCACGAGGUAUACUGGCAGAUGUUUCAAAUGAAAAUCUUAUCUCCCACUGUGAUCCUAGUGAACAUUCUUCUCUCAGUAGUAUAAAGCAAACUACGGAUACAGCAGGAUGCCUAGCAGCCAAAGAGGGAACAUCUCUGUGCGUAAAAAAUCUUGGUGCAGCGAGUGUGAGCGGAAGUGAAAAAUGUACAGAGACAAUAACAUCAGAAGUUGUCAAUACUGUUAGAAGAACAAGACGGAAAAUAUAAAUAUCAUGCAGUGUUCCCGGUUCCCACCUUCAAUUACUAACACCGAUUGAUACAUAUUCUAAUAUACGAUUAUGAUGCCGUUCCAUUCACUGGAUUCUUUUCUCUUCCUUGUAGCGAUUGCCUUCUUGCGGAAAUUCUGACUGGUGAAGGUAUUUUUAUUUUUUUGAAUGGCAACUGGCGGAGGGAUUAAGUCAACAACCUGACAAAGUUCUGUAAAUUAUAGCAUGCUGAAUAAAGAUAUCUUGAAAAAUAGUUACUCUAGGUUAUAUAUCAAAUGCAUUUAAUUGCAGCAUAUAUAUGCAUGUUAUGAUUCUCAAUUGUUAACCAAACAUGGCUUCUUCUAAUGCACAAUAGUUAAGUAAGUGUUGUAUGGUGCACAACUUUUUUCCACCAUUAGAUUAUAAAGAGAUCCACUGAAUGUUAUAGUAA